Harpegnathos saltator (Jerdon's jumping ant) is the source of this 5121-nucleotide messenger RNA. RefSeq names its product Tetraspanin 26A (gene Tsp26A). The record is from RefSeq and is a predicted model, not a curated record. Lineage: Eukaryota; Metazoa; Arthropoda; Insecta; Hymenoptera; Formicidae. The annotation marks the transcript as partial. The transcript has 9 exons. Gene Ontology annotation, cellular component: plasma membrane.
UUUCUCUCUGUGUUACAGUGGCUCGGUCUGGGCAUUAUGGGGGUGGGUGUCUGGGCAUGGACCGAAAAGGACACCUUCAACAACCUGUCCCGCCUCACAAACAUCGCGCUCGAUCCAGCAUUUAUCCUUAUUCUAGUCGGUGCGGUGACAUUUAUCAUCGGUUUUACGGGAUGCGUCGGCGCGCUGCGGGAAAACACGUGCCUCCUCGCCGCGUACGCGAUAUUUCUGGCGCUUCUGUUGCUGAUAGAGAUGACUGCCGGUGUCCUGGGAUUCAUCUUCAAAGACUGGAUAAAAUCGCAAGCUACGGGGGGCUUUCAGGCGUUCAUCAUCCACUACAGAGAGGAUCCCGAUCAGCAGAACCUUAUCGACUGGAUUCAAGAAGAUUGGUUGCAGUGUUGCGGCGUCGAGGGCCCGAAGGAUUGGGACCGCAACAAUUAUUUCAAUUGUUCGUCGAGCGACAUCGGCUCGAGGGAAGCGUGCGGCGUGCCUUUUAGCUGUUGCAAGCGGAAACACAAUGAAAUCAUUAAGAAUAAACAGUGCGGCUACGACGUGAGGAAGCCCAGUUACACGGGCGAGAGGAGUAUAUUCGAGCGGGGUUGCCUGAGAGCGGGCGAAGAGUGGCUAGAAUUGAACCUCGUGCCCGUCGCUGGCGCCGUGGUCAGCACUAUGGUUCUGCAGAGCUUUGAGGUGGCCAAAGUGAUUUACGAAAAAGGUUGCAUACAGGCCGGCGAGGAGUGGAUGGAGCGAAAUCUCCUUGCGAUUGCCAGCGGCGCGGUCGGUACGGCGUUUGCUCAGAUUCUGGGGAUCUGCUUCGCGCAGAAUCUGCGCGCGGACAUAUUCGCGCAAAAGGCGAAGUGGCAUUGACAAUCGCGAGCCCCCACGGCAGUGUAGCAUCUCGUCUUCGUAGAUGCUAACCGACUGCGUUGAUCGAGUCGUCGACGAGGUCUCGGCGCGGACUCGGAGCUUCUCCGCCGGCGAGCGGAUCGCACCUCCGCAUGGGAUCCUCCUGCUGGGGACGAGGGCAGCGGGGACGGAGCGAGAGACGGGCCGCCUCGCGGAGGAUCUUCCUCGCGGCCCGACCGAGGCUAAGCGAAUGGGACGCCGAGAUGCGGCCCGUUAUCCUCCGCGACCGGCCGAUAACGACGCGUUCGCGUCGCGUCCUUCGCUCGGCUCGCAGAUUCGUCCGACCGUCGUCCCGCUCCUACCGUACCGUCCAAUCGAUUAACGCCUGAUUCGCCGGAUAAUGAGAGAAAUUGAUCAUCCCCGAGGUGUUGCUAUCGGUUUCGGCGAGAAAACGCAGAGUCGAUUUUUCGCGGCGAGCGCGUAGUGACCGCGGGCAGCCGCGAGAGAGAGAGAGAGAGAGAGAGAGAGAGAGCACGUCUGCUCUCUCGCGUUGCGCACCUGCGACAUCACAGGUGAUUAUCUCGCCCGUCGGAUCGUGAAUCGUUAGAGGCUGUGACGUAACGGUGCGAACGGUCGAACGAUGCGCACGUUUUCACGGAUUUGCGAUCGGAGAUGCUCGAGCGCGCGCAUUUUUGCUUCUUUUCUCUCUUCCCUAUAAAUCAAGGUCAAUUUCUCUCGUUAUCAGACGACGUCGGCGAGGGGAGGCUGGUGGUCGCGCGACGCGAGCGUCGGGCAGCGAGGUUUUUCGACCGCGGUAUAUAUCGUCACCGGGAGCAUCCGAUGUAACGUUUGUCUUCAUCACCGGAUCACCGGUACGUCUCGAUGUUUCAUCCGGACGUCGCCGUCUGCGAAACGUAUCUGCUUCACUGCGAAAAAUCGAAAUUCCGUCGCGGCUCUCUCCCCCACCCCCUUCCGCCUCUGUCUCUCCUCCUCCGUUUUUCCCUUCCUUUCGCGAGACGCCCGCGAGUCGCCCGCGAAUGACUCAAGCUUGUCGGACACAAGAGAGACCGUGCGCAAAGUUCCAGAGAGCGGGCAGUGAGCAUUUUUUUCAUUAGUGUCUGUGAUAAUCAUACGGAUUCUCCGCGGCAUUGAGCGUCUCGGCCGGCGAGGGGACACGGCGCGCGAUGAAACUGGGCGACUGGCGAGUCGCAUAAAGUGCGCGACUCGCGCCAAGACCGAUCUGCCUACGGCCGUUUUCGCGAUAGCGACGAGUCAACGAGACAGCGAUCAGGCACGAGUGAUACUCAAAACGGCGCUCUCGGAAUGCUCCACGGAGAAUCGAUACUCCCAGGGCAAACAACAGGGUCCCCCCAUCCGCGUCGGCUGCUGCUCGCGGCUCGAUCCCUCUCGAGACACCGCCGCGGGGGCCGACAUCGCAUGUUCGGCAUCCACUUUCGUCCCUAAUCGCGGCUAACCGCAUACUUUCGUUUUCCCCGAGCAUAACCGUAAACCGAACGUGAGAUGAUACGCGGUAUACGGCAGCGUUUCUCACGCCUGCUGCCGUUCGUCCCCCCUCAUUACACCGGGCGAACCGGUGAAACUGCACGAUCCGCGCUCAUUACCCCCUUUCCCUUCGUAACGCUUCAGCGUAUCCCCCGCGUCAUCGCACCGAAGUCGAUACGUUCCGCCGUUCCGGAGAAGACGAACGCGAUCCUCCUCCGCCGAGGAUAGCGAACGAGCGCGAUGCGUCGAGGGGUCGUCAUUAAGAGUCGAUCGACGUGAUGUCGUCGUCGUGGGGGCGCGGUGAACGAGAGAGAGAUCGGCUUCACCGCACGACUUGAGCGAAGCAACCAGCUCACCGCCGUGACUGAGAAAACGGCAGCCAUACGACACGCGAGUAUACAAUAAACUUUCCCUCGCUCCAAUCGGCCGUUCAAAUGGUGGUCAUGAUUCGUGCCACUUUGGCCAUAUUGAUCCCGCGUUGCACACACACACACACACACACACACACACACACCCCUACACACAGACGUGUAACACACUCACACAAUACACCCCGGCAUGUUCUCCAUCCCUCCAUCGGCGGGCCAGGUGUCCGUCGUACACGUUGUAUCUGCCGCACGUGUAUCGCGAAGGCGCGUCGAAGGAAGGAGGCGCCCUUCGUCCGACCCUUCGGGUGCGUAUCGAUCUGGGCCACAACGGCGAAAACAACAUUCGUCAACGCAAAGGACUCGUCCGUAAACGGAGGAGGACGUCCGUCGGCGAAGGGUCGACCGCAAGCCCGUUGCGUGGGACGUCUCGCACGUCCCACUUGAAGCGCAACUUCAAGCGUGCAGCACGUGCGCGAGUACACGCGCGGCUGGCACAGCGCGUGUGCUAAUACUAAACUUGGGCUGUUAAUAUUUAUAAAUCUUACGCGCCGGCUCCGCGACGGUUCCGCGUGUUUAUUCAUGCUCGAACCCGACAACAGCGCGCGCGAACAAGUUCGCGGAAAGUCGCGGCGGGGGAAUAUCGGCAAGCCCGCGCUGGAGUCGCCGACGCCGAGGCGGCGUCGAGAACGAAACGCACAUUUCGCCGGGAGAUUUGCAAUCGGCUUGUGAAACAAGUUGCAAAUGCAACCCUCCUCUCUUCUCCUUGCCUUCCCUCUUCCUCCCCGCGCUGGCCCGCGCGUGUGUGUUGCGAUUAGCCUUGCGAUAUUUCCUCGCGACACCGGGACUAUAAGGUGCAUGUGAAUUAUCGCGGGAUGCUUCUCUCGCAAAACUCUGUCUCAGAUGCUUAUUUAUAUAUUUGAAAAGAAAGAAAUGAUCAGCCGCGAAGAUAUACUCCAAGCGCGCACAUUUGGAAAUAGACGGGCGAUUCUGGGAAGCUAAUGUGUAAAAGGGAGACGAUGUUCGAUCGUUUGCCGAGAACGAGGACGAAGCGUAAUCUCUAUGUUUUUAAACUGAAAAUGCAUCCUUCAGAAGACGCCUUCGGUAUCAAAAUCUGCGCUCUCUCUCUCUCUCUCUCUCUCUCUCUCUCUUUCUCUCCCUCUCUCUCUCUCUCUCUCUCGCUGGUUGAUCCGCGCGCGGAUCGACCGCACAAUAUAACCUGUUGCUAAGUGAUUCGAGCAUGAAUGCAAAAUACGUCGUAUACAGACACGUUCCGAAUGCCCUUCACUUCACUCGAGACGUUUAACACGGGCUGCCCCGUAUAUUUCGUUUCGCGUUACGAUAGAUAGUCGAAUACAUUGAUGUAAUUAACGAGAUUAUCCGUCGCGGGCGAACGCGUGUUGUUCGUCGUUUCCACCGCGCCGAGCAGCCGUUCCGUUCGCUCGCUCGUCCGUUCGUUCGUUCGUUCGUUCGUUCGAUGUUUCGCUGUACGAAUUUAUCGUCUCCCGGACUCAUCCGGGGAAACACCGGAGGAAACGCAAGUUCACCACGUCGAUCCACGUUGCGACGAUGCGUCGUUUAGUCAUGCUUCGUUACUACACGAAGGGGUUAAGUUAAUCGACCAUUGUAAUUCCGCGCGAGCCGUUUUGUAAACGCGUCGUACACGGAAGCGGGUUUAGCAAAGUGCUGCUGUGUGCUGGUUCAGAGAGGCGGAAAAUGAGGACGUGAUGUUAUUCCCUUUGUGAGAUUACAUCUUUAAUUAAAGUCUCUAUAGGACAUUGAAUCCCGUGACACUUGCACACGAGCGGCAAACGACGACGCGAUCAUUAACACGUCGAUCGUAAAGGUUGCGAGGGACAGACGCGACAUGUGUGACACGUUUAGCCAGUGCGACCCGAUGCGACGAGAGUCGUCGAUACGCGAUUUGCUAAACCCGACCGACUUCCGACCGGCGCAUCACCUUUGUAUUCAUUCAAGUCGUUCACCUGAUCCGAUAUCCUGAUCCGAGAUGAACACGCGCUCUCUCGGCAAAGAAUAUGCGGAUCACGUGACACGAGUCGCAGCAGUUCGCUCGAAGACAUAUACAUUUAGUGUUGUACACGUUAAGUCAGUUAGUUAGUUCGUUAAUUCGUUUUAUGUGUCGCCGCGCGAGAUCGCCUGCGAGAUCGGUUCGCCGUGUCUCCGUAAUUUACCCGCCAAACGGCGGGUAAACGCGUCGAUCGUUGCACUUCUUCUUUAUUACUAAACCGCGUCGUCGAGUCGCCGUCGCACUUCCAUAAUCCGGCGAAUACCGGCGAGACCCACGUCUCUCGCAUUCGCCUCUCGAUGUGCAACGUCGCUUUCGUACACCGCGCGUCUAUGAUUUCUCUCUUUAUUAAGUUUCUGCCGCAAUAAAAAUAUGAUUUACACA